Molecule: messenger RNA, 1422 nt
Organism: Diceros bicornis minor
Lineage: Eukaryota; Metazoa; Chordata; Mammalia; Perissodactyla; Rhinocerotidae
Product: mas-related G-protein coupled receptor member X3-like
Exons: 2
Coding region: 159-1178 (339 amino acids)
Biological process (GO): G protein-coupled receptor signaling pathway
Cellular component (GO): membrane
Molecular function (GO): G protein-coupled receptor activity
Source: RefSeq, a predicted model, not a curated record
AGGCUGUCCAGCAUCUUGAUAAGCCUCCCUCCAGCACCAGAUUUCACUCCUACUUCUUCAGGCACCUCUCGAAGGCAGAGAAGUGUUCUCUAGCAACUGUCAGUUCCUGGAAGUUCUUCCCGUCAGCACGGGUCAGCUUGUCACCUCCAUCGGGGAGAAUGGAGGAAAGGGGCACCAGUGGAGGGUUUCUGAGCACGGAUCCAACCAUCACAGCCUGGGGGACCAAACUCACAACAAUUGACAAUCACGAGUCUCUUCCUAAAUGUGACACAAAGACCGUGGUCCAGGCCUUGCUGACCUUCAUCAUCGCCCUGGUCGGGCUGGCAGGAAACGGGAUUGUCCUGUGGAUCCUGGGCUUCCACAUGAGGAGGAACGCCUUCACUGUCUACAUCCUCAACCUGGCCGGAGCCGACUUCCUCUUCCUCUGCUCCCAGAUUGUCCUUAACCUGGAAGGACUCAUUGCCUUGUUCCAUUCCAUCUCAUUCUCCAUCGCCAGCAUUUUCAUCACUGUGUGGAACUUUGCCUACUUUGCAGGCCUGAGCAUUCUCACCGCCAUUAGCACCGAGCGCUGCCUAUCAGUUCUGUGUCCCAUCUGGUACCGCUGCCACCGCCCCAAACACACAUCAGUUGUCGUAUGUGCCCUGGUCUGGGCCCUGUCCCUGGUGCUGAGCGUCCUGAACAGGUACUACUGUGGCUUCCUCUAUAGUGCAUUUGAGGAUGGUUGGUGCCCGAUAUCGCAUUUUUCCAAUGCAGUGUGGCUGACUUUUUUAUUUGUGGUUUUCUCUGGAUCCAGCGUCGCCCUGCUGGUCAAGAUUGUCUGUAGCUCCCGGCGGGUGCAGGUGACCAGGCUGGGUAUAACCAUCCUGUUCACAGUGCUGGUCUUCCUCUUCUGUGGCCUGCCCUUCUCCGUCCACUGGUUCCUCGCAAUCCGGAUUCAGAAUGGUUUUAAUACGUUCCUCUGUUAUCUUUAUAUGGUUACAAUUGUCCUGUCCGGGGUUAACAGCAGCGCCAACCCCAUUAUUUACUUCUUCGUUGGCUCAUUUAGGCAUUGGCGUCAUAAGCGGAACCUCAAGUUGGUUCUCCAGAGGGCUCUGCAGGACACUCCUGAGAUGGAUGAAGGUGGAGGAAGCCUUCCUCAGGAAACCCUGGAGACGUCCACAAGCAAAUCAAAGCAGUGAUGCAGAGCCUCUGCCGUGGUCAGUCAGAAGUGACUCUGAACGUCAACGCUGCCCUGCCAGACUUGGCAGUUAUCUCCUCUUCUCUCACCCUCGUGCCUCUGAAGUGCGUCAGUGAUUCCCCAAUGUUUUUCAAUAGAUUGUUUUUAGUCUGGCUUUUCUAGUUUUUCUCAGAGAAAGCAUUAGUCUGAAAGCUGUACCUCUCUAUCUUUCUUGACGUUACCAAUAAAUUUCUCAUGUUAUCUUC